This is a messenger RNA of Aspergillus clavatus NRRL 1, 1227 nucleotides long. RefSeq names its product alpha/beta hydrolase. Lineage: Eukaryota; Fungi; Ascomycota; Eurotiomycetes; Eurotiales; Aspergillaceae. The record is from RefSeq and is a predicted model, not a curated record. The transcript is spliced from 2 exons. Bases 1 to 1227 code for a protein of 408 amino acids.
AUGGCUUGGUACACCCAGACGAUCGAACGAGUCUCCGACUCUUGGAACACCCACCAGGCUCAUCUCCCGAUGUUGGCCUUGACUGGAGCGUCUCUGACUGUGGCUCUUCUUCUUCGCUCGUUUCUAUCUGAGCAACAUCCCGAGGGGACAAUUCUUGCUUCCCCUCGCGCAUUAGUCUCCUCCCUGUCGGAUGAAGACAACCUUCAUAUUCCUUUGCCAAGCGAUGUGCUUCCUGGGGCACGAGAUGUUGCUUCGCCAUACGGCUCAAUGAGAGUGUAUGAGUGGGGCCCGGAAGAUGGACCUAAGGUGUUGUUUGUUCAUGGGAUCACUACGCCUUGUAUUGCGUUGGGCGGACUGGCUCAUGCUUUGGUCGAUCGAGGUUGUCGGGUGAUGCUGUUUGACCUAUUUGGAAGGGGUUAUUCCGAUUGCCCUUGCGAUGUUCCUCAGGACAAUCAGCUCUUUACCACGCAGAUUCUUCUCGCUCUAAGCUCGUCCACCAUUCCAUGGACAGGAGUCGGUUCUGGCAAGUUCUGCCUAGCUGGUUAUUCUCUGGGUGGCGGAAUUGCAGCAGCAUUUGCUUCUUACUUUCCUAAUCUUCUCUCCUCUUUGGUGUUGCUCGCCCCAGCUGGUUUGAUCCGCGACUCUCAGAUCAGCUUUCAGUCUCGGCUUCUAUAUUCGCGUGGACUCGUCCCAGAACGAGUGCUUGGUUUUCUUGUUGGUCGUCGCCUCCGUGCUGGGCCACUUACUACACCGAAGCCCAAGAAUGUAAAACUCAAUGCUGCGGACGCCCUCUCCGAAGAGCUUCCCUCGCAACAGGCGGCCAGCGUGCAACUGCUAUCUCGCGCAUACCCCCAUGUCGCUGUUCCCUCUGUUGUCAACUGGCAAGUGAACAAUCACCCCGGAUUUGUCCAUGCUUUCAUGUCCAGCAUGCGCUAUGGGCCCAUUCUGCAACAACGGCAAUGGGGCACUUGGACACGCUUGGGUAAGUACUUAGCAGCACAGAGAGAUCUCCCAGUAGAGGCGCAACCAGAAAAAGGCCUCUCAAGUGACAAGGUGCUCAUAAUUGGCGGCAUCCAUGAUGCAAUCAUCUUGAAAGAUGAACUUGUCUCAGAUGCCACAUUGGCGUUACAGGGAAAUGUCAGUUUCGAAUUCUUCGAUGCAGGCCAUGAGUUUCCAAGCACCUUAUACGAUAAGACAGCGCAGCGGAUAUGGGCGCUACUGCAUUGA